This is a messenger RNA of Striga hermonthica, 1008 nucleotides long. The record is from the annotation of a GenBank genome assembly. Lineage: Eukaryota; Viridiplantae; Streptophyta; Magnoliopsida; Lamiales; Orobanchaceae.
AUGACGAACUCGGCCGACGAGGACCCCUUCGACCGCCUCCCGGACGACGUCGUACUCUCAAUCUUCGACAGGCUGCAGGACGCCCGGUCCCUCUGCCUCUCCAUGGCCGUCUGCACGCGCUUUCGCGCCAUCGCUCCUCUGGUCUUUCACAUCUUCCUCCCCGUCCCCAGCAGGAAACCCGCCCCGCCCAGACAACCCCACCGGAGGACGGCCUCCCUCCGGUGCCUCAUCGCCGGAGCCCUCACCCGGCCCCUCCAAUUUAUCUCCCGGAUGAUCCGACCCGUGUCCAGGGACGCCGUGGAGAAGAUCGGCGACCUCGAAUAUUACUCCCGCCGCCUCCCCGGCCUCAUCCUCCCCCACUUCCACCAGAUCCGGGUCCUCCGCCUCCGACUGCCCUGCAACGGCUGUCACAAACUCGAACCGGAACCAUCCAAAUCCGGCGGCCACGAGGCCCUACUGAAGUGGACGGCCGAUUUCGGGCGGGAGAUCCGCGGCUGCGUGGUCCUCGGCGCCCGGCGGUGGUCCCCGGUUGGCGGAGGGCUGUCCGGGCUGUCGGAUACGGAGGGCCGAUCGCUGGGGGACGAUGAGCUGAAGCUGCGGAUUGUGUGGACGAUAUCGUGCCUGAUCGCGGCGUCGACGAGGCACUAUUUGGUGCAGGAGACGGUGCGGGGGCUGGAGAGGGUGGAGCACGUGGAGAUCACGGACGAGAGCGGGCAGGGGAGGCUGUGGAUGGGCGGGGAUGGGGUGUCCGAGCUGAAGGGAGCGGUGGCGCUGGAGCACAGGGGGCGGCUGCCGGCGCUGAGGAUGCGGAUGUGGUUCCUGGAGAGGGCGGAGGCGGCGGGGAUGAUGAUGGAGGGGGGGACGCUGGUGGUGGUGAGGCCAGCGGCGGCGGGAGGGAGUGACGUGGACAUGGUGGCGGCGUUCAGUGGGGACGAGGCGGUGGAGGAGGCUGCAAGGAAGCUCAUGGGGUCUAAGAGGUGUUAUACGCUAGAGAUGAACUCGUUUUGA